Molecule: messenger RNA, 4537 nt
Organism: Astyanax mexicanus (Mexican tetra)
Lineage: Eukaryota; Metazoa; Chordata; Actinopteri; Characiformes; Acestrorhamphidae
Gene: syne3
Product: spectrin repeat containing, nuclear envelope family member 3
Exons: 18
Coding region: 188-3652 (1154 amino acids)
Biological process (GO): nuclear migration
Cellular component (GO): cytoplasm; meiotic nuclear membrane microtubule tethering complex; nuclear outer membrane
Molecular function (GO): actin filament binding
Source: RefSeq, a predicted model, not a curated record
UCCGAGCGGCCUGUUCUCCUCAGAUCAGCAGCAGCAGCAGCGCUGUGUCUCCCAGCCUCACAACUUUCCCCCUGCGGAGCUCCAGCGCAGAUAUACUCCACUAUACUCAGCUAUACUCUAAUAUACUGCAUUCUACACUACUAUACUACAUUCUGCACAUGAGCCCGGGCCUGUCUUCUUCGAUCUCAUGACCCAACAGGAGCAGCUGGAGUUCAAGGAGAGUUAUGAGGAUGCUCUGCUGUGGAUGCAGGCGGUGCAGGAGAGGCUGCGGCUCAAUGACAACACCCAGGGUCCCCGAGCGGCGCUGGAGGCCCGGCUGAGAGAGACCGAGAAAAUCCGUGAGUCGGAGCAGGACGGGCGUCUGAAGAUGGACGUGGUUCUGGUUUCUGCAGAGUCUCUGCUGAAGAACGGAGACGAAGAGAUGAAGAACCAAACUCACUCCAAACUGAAGGAGCUGAAGUCUCUGUGGGACGAGACGUCCACCUACAUCAUCCACUGCCACAGCCGUAUCGAGUGGGUAUGGCUGCACUGGAGCGAGUAUCUGAAGGCGUAUGAGGAGUUCAGUAUGUGGCUGGUGAAGACGCAGAGGACGCUGGAGCCGCAGCUGGAGCUGCAGCUGGGUCUGCGGGAGAAGCUGUGGCAGCUGGAUCAUCACCUGGUGCUCUGCAGUGAUGUGAAGGCCCAGAGUCAGUUCCUGGAGAGGCUGCUGGACGAAGCCGCCGCCCUUUACAACCGAACGCAGGACACCAGCGUGGACGAACACGCCCAGGACAAGCUGCAGGACGCCUACAACAACAUCCGCACCAAAGCUGAGGAGAGGCUGGUUCUGGUUCAGAAAGUGUCAGAAGAGCACCAGCAGCUCCAGCAUCACGUUCAUGAGUUUCAGAAGUGGCUGGUGGUGAAGACGGAUGAAGUGAGCCGCUUCACAGAGCUGGAGGACACUACAGAGAAUAGACUGCAGGCCCUGCAGGAUCUGGAUGUGAGUGUAGCUCAUGAGGAGCAGACUCUGCAGUAUAUUGAGGGUCUGGGUGAGGAGGUGAAGGUCCACACGUCUCCGGCCGGAGCAGAGAACAUCGCGGGGGAGGUGGAGGAGCUGCGGCUGGCCUGGCAGAGGCUCCGGCAGUGCCUGGUGGAGAUCCGGGAGGAGCUGCAGAGCUCUCUAGACUCUCAGAGCCGGUACCUGAUCCGCAGGGAGGAGCUGCAGGCCGGGAUCGCUCAGCUCAGGACGCUGGUGCAGAAACUGAGCCGGGAGCUGGAGCUCAGAGACGGGGAGCGCACCGAGGAGCACAUGGUGAAUCAGUGGAGGAGAUACACGGCCGUGAGGAACGCUCUGCUGGCGGAGGAGCCGCGGGUCGAGCAGCUCAAAGCUCAGCUGAAGGAGCUGUUCCGGUUCCCGCAGGACCGCCGAGAGCUGUCUGACGACGUCCUGUCUGCGGUUAAAGAGUACCAGAGUGUGAAGGGGCGAUCGUCUCGGUUGUCGUCGGAGAGUGAGACGGCUCUGAGGCAGGUUCUGCAGGAUCCUCUGCACGGGUUCAGUCAGUGGAGUCAGGCCGUGUCUCAGGUGCUGGAGGCGUCGGCUGAAGUGACGGAGUUCUCCCACAUCGCUCUGCUGGUGCAGAACAUCGAGAAGCUGCUGAAGCACAGUGUGCAGCUGCAGGAGAGGCUGAGUCCUCUGCAGAUGAAGGCGGAGCUGUUGACGGAUGUGUUCGGUCAGGAGAAAGCCUGCAGUCUGCUGGAGGAGCUCAGCGCUGAUAUGAAGAAGAGGGAGCUGCUCCAUAACCAGCUUCUGCAGAGGAAGAACCGCCUACAGGGCCUGAUCUCAAGGACGAAGGACUUCGGCGAUGCCUACGACUCCAUCCAGAAGAGGCUGAUCUCAAUAAAGGAGCGCUUUCUCGCAGCCGGAGGGCUCCAGCCCGACAUCCUGGCCAAGAAGAGCCAGGCUGACCAGCUGAAGGUGAUUAAGAGAGACCUGGAGGACAGCGAGGCUCACAUCACAGCUCUGGAGAUGCUGGUCUCGUCCAGCCCCACCAACCGGACCAGGUUCGAGCGGCUGUACGCGGACUGGAAGCUCCUGUAUAAAGCAGUGCGGGGCAAGGUAAAUGAAAGCGAGGAGAAUAUUUCUCAGCACGAGAGUUUUCAUGACAGUAUGCUUAAUAUGGAGAAAUGGCUGAUGAUCAUGAGGCAGAAGCUGGAGUCGUUCCGAGGGUCCAGCGGAGAAUGGAGCGUGGAGAACCGGCAGCACGAAGCAGAGAGGGCGCUGGGGGAGUUUCCUGAUAAGGAGCUGCAGCUGCACGAGACAGAAGGUCAGGGUCAGGCUGUUCUGGCUAAAACCUCUGAGGAGGGAAAAGUUCACAUUCAGAGAGACCUGAAGCGUCUCCGCGAGUCCUGGAUGUCCCUCCACUCGCUCAGUCUCAACCUCUACAGGCUUCUGAAUGAACACGGUGUCUCAGGGGGGCGGGACUCUUCCUCAUUCACACACCAAGCCUUCAGUGAGGGGGAUGGGUUCCUGGGGCUGGACCAAAGACGAGUGCUGACAGAAGGAGAUGGCUCUCUUAGGGGCAGCUCGUCCUCCAGCAGAGCCAGAGCAGAUGGUCAUCCAGCCCAGGAGCUCGGCCACUGGCCGUAUGAAGACUCCGGACUGGGCAGAGGGUCCGAGUUCGGGGCUGCUGGGAGAUUUGUGACGGGUUAUGAUGGUAGAGAUCAGAGAUCAGGUGAUGGGCAGUUCAGCCCUGGCAUCAAAAUCCGUUCAGAGCUGGGCGUGAAGGUGGAUGAGGUGGACUCGGGGUGUGUGGGUGGAGGUUUUGGAGGUCUGGAGCAGAAGGGGUUAAAAGGAGGAGGAGGAGGAUCUCGGAGUGGAGGCCGGACGAGAGAAUGGGUUGAGGAACACUCGUCUGGGGUCCAGGACGUGGAUGGACAGUUUGGUCUUCGCAUAAACAAGGCUCAGUAUUCAGGUGAUGAUCAAACUGCAGGAGCUGGAAUCAUCAGACCCUUCCAAACCUCCGAUUCUGGCGAAUUCCGGCAGAGACAGCCGUCUCCAUACAAACCUCCUACUACAGGAAGUGCAGCUCACGGAUCAGCGGACGUCACUGAGAAGAUCUCGGGGUUUAGAGAGCGUGGUGGGGACUGGCAGGCUCUGAGGCGAGAGUUCGAGGCCUGGCUGCGUAAGGAAAACGACACGCUCUCGUCCAUCUCCAACAACCAGAGAGUCUGGAGCUCCAAAGAGCUGAAGAAGAGGCAGAACGUACUGAAGGGCUUGCGGGCGGAGGUGUCCACAGGUCAGGUUCUGUUCCAGCAGCUGAUGGACUGGUGGAAGGCGGAUGCUGGGGUGGAGGAUAAGGAGGAGCUGAGGUACAGAUGGAUGCUCUACAAAUCCAAACUGAAGGAAGCAGAAGACCUGAAAGCUCCGCUCAAACGCAAGACUGAAGGAGUCCAGCAGGAGGAGCUCGUUCGCUCUAGAAAGGAGAAGACGUGCUGUGGGUUCCUGUACCGCGUGUGCCGCGUGGCUCUCCCUCUGCAGCUCCUGCUGCUGGCUCUGCUGCUGCUGGCCUUCCUGCUGCCCAUGAUGGACGAGGGCACCAGCUGCUCACUGUCCAACAACUUCGCCCGCUCCUUCAACAUCAUGCUGCGCUACCACGGCCCUCCGCCCACCUGAACACACACACACACGCUCCUACACACACUCCUACACACACAUACACGCUCCUACACACACUCACACACUCCUACACACUCCUACACACAGCUACACACACUCCUACACAGCACACUCCUGAGAAGAAGCUUUUCCCAGACUCCUUCCCACACAGACACUCCCACAUACAGACACACGAACCAGGGUAGCUGUGGAAUAUAAUAUAAUAUAGUUAUGUAAUAUAAUGAAUAAUUUUGAGAAGAUACAGGAGAAAACAAAAGCCUGAGGAGAUACACAGACCACCUCUCGCACUGCGCCCACCACCCAGAGCCACCCGGCGACUUCAGCUGCGCCGUUCACACUUCAGCGGCUGGCUGCAGCUUUUGUGUGUAUGUCUGUAAAAGAGAGAGAGAGUGUGUGUGUGUGUGUGUGUGUGUGUGUGUGUGUAAGAGAAAGUGUGUGUGGGUGGUUAGCUCUGACACUCGCAGCCUGUUCCACAUGACUCAAGCUUUUCUGCUGGGUUCCUGCGUUUGGAGAAGGCAGUGGAGUGCAGAAGCUCUUAAAGAGACGUCACUCCGCUCUGUUGUACAGUAGUGGCUUGUGUGUGUGUGUGUGUGUUCGCACUUGGCUUAAGUGAGGGACCUGCUUUAUUUUUUUCAAACCUGCGAAAAUUUUUCAGAAGGCAGUAUUUGCUGAAGUCGUAUUUUAACCCUUAUAUUUUAAGAAAAGCUAAAGAUUAUAAGUUUUAUAACACUUUUAGUAAAAAUCAUGUACGUAAUUUCUCUUCACUAAGCCCAUCAUGAUAAAGUAGUCUACAGUUAAAGGGAACAUAACGUCGCUGUCCAAUGAAAUACUUAAACACUUAUCUCCAUUUUUGUCGACUUUUAGGUUCCUAAAUCAUUUGAA